AUGCUGGCGAGAUCAGAUCUCGACAGGGCCUGGUGCCGGCCAGGGUGCUCCGAGACACCAGAGCAGCGGAACGGGACACCACAGCGUCGGCCGCAAGGCGACAAGCCGUGGUCCGCGAGCUUAUCGAGACAGAAGAGGAAUUCGGUCGAGACAUCCAACAAGUUGUCUCCCAGUACAUGCGACCUAUGGACAAAGCGACCACACCCAAACCAGUAUUCGACAAUAGGGAGCUGCUGUUCUCCAACUUUAGGCAGAUUGCUGAGUUCCAUAAUACGAUACUCCUAGAAGGCAUCAAAUACUACGCGAGCGAGCCGCGCAUGCUCGGCCGAGCGCUCCUGCGCAUGGAGCGGGAAUUCGACAAGCACGUCGCGUACUGUCGCGAUGAGCCGCGAGCGCAGCAUCUGCUCGCGAACGAUCCUGAGGUGGCCAAGUACUUCCAGGAUCUAGCUGACGACCUCGGUGACGACAAGGGCAUUACCGAGCAUCUGAAGCUACCUAUACAGCGGAUCAACGACUACCAGCUUCUUCUUAAGGAGCUAGUGAAAUACUCCAAACGCCUCGGCGAAGAUUGCACGGAUCUCCAGAAAGCUCUAGAACUCUUCCUUGGUGUUCCCAACCGCGCCACCGACAAUAAAUUUAUUGCGAGCAUCGAAGGUUACCGUGGUAAUAUCUUCAAGCUUGGCCGGCUUCUCACCCACGACUGGUUCACCGUCACCGACUCCGACGGCAAGCAUAAAGAGCGCUACCUCUUCCUUUUUAAGGCUAGGAUCCUCAUCUGCAAAGUCAAGAGAGUCUCGGAUGAUAGAUCUGUGUUCGUGCUUAAGGAUAUUGUCAAGCUACCGGAAGUCGAGGUAGACGACCUUUCAACUGAACCGCUCAAAUUUAAGCUGCACCAGAAAUCGCCCCCGCUCUCCGUGACUUUAUCGGCCCACAAAGAACAGGUCAAGCACAACUGGCUGAAGGAGAUCUUGCAGAAUAUCAGCGACGUCGUUGCAUUAGCCGAGCACGCGGCUGACGACUUACAACUAUUAACACCAGAAGCAGCUACUCCAGCAGAAGUAGCUUCUCCGGAAGCAGCUUCCCCACAAGCGGUUUCUCCAGAGCCAGCAGAAGAGAAGAAGAAAAAGCGAGAGCACGCUAAAGACGCCAAAGCAGCUGAGGUCCAAGAAAAACGAUCCAAAGUUGAAGCUGAAAAGCAGAAGGUUGAAGAUAUAGAAGUUGAAGAAGUCCUCACAAGAGAACAAUCUCUGCAACAACUAAAAUCCAAGAGAAAGGCAUCUUUAGAAAGCGAGGUAGCCAAAAAACUUUCAAAGACCGAAACCAGUGAACUCCUCAGUGAAGUACAAGAAAUCACCAGCGCACAAAGUGAACUCACAUCAGGUUUAGAAACUAAAUCAUCUGUGAGCCACGAAAGUUCUAAAGUUAGUGAGUCAGUCAAAGCUGCUAAGAAGGCGGGUAAGGCAGAGAUUAUAGAAGAAAGUGUUGAAUCAUCAGUCACUUCGAAAUCGUCUGUACGCGUGACAUCACUUGAAGAGAGUUCACACGAAACUUUAGUUCAAAGUUCAACUGUUCACUCUUCAUACGAGGCGAGCUCUGAGAAGCAAUCUGCUCAAUCAUCAUCUGUCGAACAAAAAUCAUCAGUUUCGUCAGUAGAAGCUUCCAGAGUCGACCAGACGUCAUCAGAGGCUACUGUUGUCGAAAGAAAAUCUUCACUCACCUCUGCGUCACAAAAAACUUCAGAAAGGUCUGCUGCUGAGCGAAAAUCAUCGCAGGAAUCAGUAGUUUCUGCUGAACGCAAAUCAUCACAAGAAUCAGUAGUUUCCGCUGAGCGAAGAUCCUCACAAGAAUCGGUUGUCGAAAAACACUCGGCGCAAGCUAGCGUUGAGAAAACAUCAUUACAAGCGACCACAGAUGAACAAAAAACAACAUCAUCUAGUCAUCUAGUUAAGAAAUCUGUAAUAUCAUCAAAGCAAAAAUCACAAGAAUCCGUCCAAAAAACUUCUGCACAAUCUGAAGAAAAAUCAGAAGAGAAAACUGUUCGAGGUAGUGUACAAGAAGGAGCUACUGUAGAGAGUAAGAGAGAGGUAAGACAAUCCGAACAAAGAUCUGAAGAGAAAACUGCCGCUCAAGAGAGUGUAAAAGAAGGAGCUACCGUUGAGAGUAAGGCAGAAGUAAACGCCACCGGUGGCGUUACUAUUACUGAAGAAGGCAACGCAAACGGUCAAACUGUAGAAGAAGACGAAAUGUCGAGAUAUACCCGCAGUUCGCGGCUGUCUGGAGAAUACUCCAGCAGCUCCCGCAAGCUAUCAAGUGGAGGUCGCUACGAAUCCUCCUCCCACGAGAGCUCCGGCUACUCUCGUCGCGAAAGCGGCUCCAUUGAAGGCAGCACCCGCUACGAGUCUUCCAAGUAUUCCAGCUCCAUUGAAGGAAGCAAAUAUGGCGUCGAAGGAAGCAAAACCAGCUCCAUUGAAGGAAGCAAAUAUGGCGCCGAAGGAAGCAAAUAUGGCGCCGAAGGAAGCAAAUAUGGCGCAGAAGGAAGAAAAUAUAGCGUCGAAGGAAGCAAAUAUAGCGUAGAAGGAAGCAAAUAUAGCGUCGAAGGAAGCAAAUAUGAAAUCGAGUCUGAGUCCACCAGCAAACUCGACAGCAUCGCUGCCAAAUACGGCCUAGGCAAUGGCAGCAGCAGGACUGAAACUUCCAUCGAGUCCAGCUACGAAACCGCCAGAAACGGCGAAAGCAAAUACUCCAAGAUCGCCAAUGGCAGCAUAAGCACCGGGGAAUUCCAGUCAACCAGGGUAAUCAAGUCCGAAUCUCAGGACGGAAAACCGGUAUUUACCAAGACUUUGGAAGGCCAGAAUAUUGAGCCCGGCGAAAAUGCCUCCUUCGAAUGCUCGCUCCGUUCUUCCGAAGCCGUCAAAAUCACUUGGCUAAAAGACAACAAGCCUCUGACGGACCGCCUCAUGGACCGAGUCAACGUCACUAAUGAAGCCCACGACCAUAAGCUGGAGAUUCUGCAUUGUAUGGAAGAUGAUUCGGGGACGUAUACUGCGAGGGCGGAAAACGAUAAGGGAAACUCGCAUUGCACGGCGCAGUUGGUCGUCUCUCAGUUGACAGAUGAGGAACGCAGAGAGCGCAACGCUCUGAAUGCUCCGUACUUCAUCGUGGCACUGAAAGACACUGAGAUCAUGGAGAACACGUAUCUGCGGUUCAUGGUCAAGGUCAAGGGAGACCCCAACCCGGAAGUCAAGUUCUUCCGCGACGGCAAAGAAAUCAAGUCAACUUCGGAUUCCGACCGCGUCUCCAUCAUCCGCACCCGCGCUGAGAAGGGAUUCUUCGAACUGGUCAUCGCUGACGUCGUCCCUUCAGAUGCUGGCGUCUACUCCUGCCGGGCUAUGAACAUUUAUGGCGAAUGCUCUACUGAGGCCAAAGUUACUGUCGUUGAUGACAAGAACAUCUUUUUCGAACUGGCGCCAGGUGGUGAAGGGCUUCUGACCAAAGGAGAGAAACCGAGCUUCACAUGGAAGCGAGACGGAGUGGAUUUCGAUCCUGAAGAGAGAUUCAAGGUGUUGCUGGGAGACGACGAGGACUCUCUCGCACUGGUAUUCCAGCACGUGAAACCAGAAGACGCUGGACUUUACACCUGCGUAGCCAAGACCUCUACUGGCAACAUCUCUUGUUCCGCUGAGCUUACAGUCCAGGGUGCCGUGACCGUGCUCCACCGUGAGCCCGAGAAGCCUAAACUCGUGAUCGAACAUAAAGAGGCCAUCGUAUCCAUCGGAGCGUCCGCCAUGAUAGAGCUCACAUGCAAGGGCUAUCCCAAGCCUGAAAUCGUGUUCAAGAAGGAAGGAAUAGUCGUGGAAGCUGAUGCUAGGCACAAGUUCCUCUACGAAGACGAUGAGACGAUGUCCAUUGUGAUCAAGAACGUGACGAGCGAAGAUGCCGGCACGUACCACGUGACCGCCUCCAACGAGCUUGGAGAAGAUACUGCCACAUUGCACCUCGUCGUCAAGGGUGCGCCUAAGAUCAAGAAGAAGGUUGAGAAUCAGACUUGCUCGGUAUCUGCCACCCACACAGUGACCAUCGAAAUCGAAGGCACCCCGGCCCCAGAAGUGUCCUUCUACAAGGAUGGCGUGGAGAUCAAGAGCUCAGAGCGCAUCCAGAUCGUCAAGGUGUCUGAUGAGGUCUACACGAUCACCAUUAAGGAUACCAAGCUGACUGAUAGUGGCUCCUACUCCGUCGUUGCUAAGAACGAAGUGAACCAAUGCAGUGACUUCUGGCAAUGGCACAUCACAUCCGCACCCAAGAUCACCAAGAAACUUGGCGAGACCAAGACCUGUGACGAGAAGGAAACCGUUACCUUCAAAAUUGAGACCGAAGCUGAACCAGCGCCGGAAGUUAAAUGGUUCAAGAACAAAGAAGAACUGCAGGAGUCUUCAACUGUGAAGUUCUCAUCAUCAGGUUCGGCGCACAGUCUUGUGAUCACUUCGGCUGCCAGAUCCGAUUCUGCAGAAUACUCUUGCGAGGUGCGCAACGUUCACGGCACAGCCACGGACGAAUGCAGCCUGCGCGUGCGCGGCGCUCCCAUCUUCACGCAGAAACUCAAAGACACAGUGGCGGCUGAAGGUGCCGCCAAUGUGGAGUUGACUGUCGAUGUGGUGGCGUAUCCUGAGCCUCAAGUUAAAUGGUACCGAGGUGACGUAGAAAUUUCCGAGAAGAAAUCCGUGUACAGCCGCGUAGACAACGGCAGCACGCACAAGCUGAUUCUCAAGGAGGUGACUUCAGAACUCUCGGGGCAGUAUACUUGCAAGGUUUCCAAUGAUCUGGGCGAGGAUUCCUGCCAGGCAACGUUUACUGUGAAGAGGAAACCCCGCAUCACUAAGAGCCUCGUCGACAUGACGGUGGACAAAGGCCAGACCCUGAAACUGGAGGUCGAGGUGGAGGGCUGCCCUGAGCCGACGGUCAAGUGGUACAAGGACGGCAAGGAGAUCACCACUGACGCGAGAAUCAGGAUCGAGAGGGAUACCCAGAGAUUGGAAAACUACAAUCUGACAGUGACUCUAGUGAAAGAAGAAGACGGCGGCGAGUAUGAAGUGAGGGCAGAGAACGAGAUGGGCGACGUAUCGUCCAAGAGCACAGUCACUAUACACACAAAAUUAAUACACACGAGACUAUCAAAGGAAAUUAUCGAAAAUGAAUUAGAAGAAGAAACGAAAAAACCUCUCUUGGAAGAAGAUGUGGCUGAAAAACAGGCGGCCAUAAAAGAUAAAACAAAAGCAGAAACGGCUGAGGAGAAAUCAUUCUGGGAUGAAGAUGAUGGUGCUAAAGCUAAAAAACCAGGAGCUAAAGAAGUCGAUGAUGCUAAACCAGAGAAAGCUAAGAAAUCGGUAACGGAACCUGAAGUUGCUGAGGAGAAAUCUUUCUGGGAUGAGGAUGAUGGUGCUAAAGCUAAAAAACCAGGUGCUAAGGAAGUCGAUGAUUCAAAACCAGAGAAAGCUAAGAAAUCAGCAACAGAACCCGAAGUUGCCGAGGAGAAAUCAUUCUGGGAUGAGGAUGAUGGUGCUAAAGCUAAAAAACCAGGUGCUAAAGAAGUCGAUGAUUCAAAACCAGAAAAAGCUAAGAAAUCAGCAACAGAACCCGAAGUUGCUGAGGAGAAAUCCUUCUGGGAUGAGGAUGAUGGUGCUAAAGCUAAAAAACCAGGUGCUAAGGAAGUCGAUGAUUCAAAACCAGAGAAAGCUAAGAAAUCAGCAACAGAACCCGAAGUUGCCGAGGAGAAAUCAUUCUGGGAUGAGGAUGAUGGUGCUAAAGCUAAAAAAUCCAAAGCUAAAGAACUCGAUGAUUCGAAACCAGAGAAAGCUAAAAAAUCGGUAACGGAACCUGAAGUUGCCGAGGAAAAAUCAUUCUGGGAUGAAAACCACAAUGAAAAAGAAAAACAGCCGAUCAUUGAAGAGGUGGAAGAGAGCCAAGUUGGUAAGAAAGAAGUCACCAAGCCUGAAAUCAUAGAAGAAAUCCCCGUGGAAGAAGAAUUUGUGACUCCCAAAAAAGCUAGAAAGGAAUCCGCUCAAGAACCUUUGAGUGCAGAAAGUGAAGGCCGCGUGUUCGAAACAGUAACAACCUUCAAGAGUAGCGAUGAUGGCAGUAUAAUUAUGUCUAAAGUCAGUAGCACCAGGUCUCACGGCGCGAUCAUUACAGGUCCAGCCGAAACUCGAACGUUACACAAAAUGACAUCCAGCGCAGUAUAUUACGAUGAUGACGACUUUAGCAGAAGGAUUAUACCCCCUAACAAACCACAUAAGACAUCUUUAGAAGUAGAAGAGAUUGCUAGUCACAGUUACUUUUUAACUGAACUUGGGCAGUUCACAAUUCCGGAUCAUGUACGUAGAGGCGUUUACGGUAUCAUUGAGGAACCAGCAACAGAUUCAGAAUGUGAGAAUAGCUCCGUUAGAGGCAGACAUCAAUCCAAUCGGACCAUGUCUAUUAGAUCUGUCUCAGAAGAUGAUACUAGCUGGCAAAAUGAACCACUGUCUAGAGAAAUCUCCAUUGAAGACCUUUCUAAAUCCAUAUUCGAUAUCGAUGAAACUAGAAAAGUUUUCAGCAAAGAUUCAUACGUACGCCAAUCAUCGUUCCAAGAAGAUUAUUUCGCUGAUGAUGGGGAGGAAUCCUUUGUCGUCAAGGAAACUUCACAAAAAGUCUACGAAAAUGACAUAACAGAAAGACUAAUUAAUAUUUCGAGAGAGUUUGAUGACGAAUGUAGAAACAUUGAAAAUAAAAUUGAAGAUGUCAAAAGUAGGAUAAUGGAGGAACUAGUUCUUGCGCCCUUGAAGAACUUAGAUAACUUAACGAAAAAUGUAACAGAAACUAGUUUUGAACGGAAGAAAAAGCAUGUUCCAAAUCUUCACGCCGUAGAAGAGGAAGACGACGAACUAGAAGCGCUUUUGAGACGUAGUCAACGGCAAAGGAGUAUACUAGAUGAUAUACUUAAUCAGGAAGAUGAAAAAGCACCCCCCAUAGUCAAAGAUAGCAACUUCAAAGACCAGAGCGUGUACGAGUCUCUCCCUCUAAGCUAUUCAGUCACGGCCACUGGAGUACCCAAACCUACUGUGCGCUGGCUCCACGACGGCAAAGAAGUGAAGCCCUGCAAGCGAGUCCACAUCUCCAACGAAGGGGACGUCUACAAACUAGAGAUUGACAAUCUACUCAUGUCUGAUGGUGGCAAAUGGCAAUGUGAGAUUAGCAACGACGUUGGCAAGAAGGUGCUGAAGGCUGAAUUAUCUGUUGCUUCUGUCAGCGAAUUCCGCAAGCCGAUCUUCACCACGCCCCUCGAAGCCCAGCGUGUGAUGCAACGCGAACCAGUCACUAUGAAGGCUGUCUGCACAGCUGAUCCACAACCUCAUGUGUCCUGGCUGUUGAACGGCGUGGAACUUACCCCUGAUGCUACAGUGGUUACGACCGCUGAUGCGAAGGAAACCGAGCAUGGGCUGAAGGAGUGCACGUUCACUCUUUCUAUACCCACUGGUCGCCACUCCGACACCGGCGUCUACACCAUCCAAGCUAAAAACCAGUACGGCGUUGGUGAGAGCUCAGCGCGUUUGGACAUCUUGCUGCGUCCUGAGAUCGAAGGUUUUAAGGACAUAACCACUACGCCUUUCGAGCAGAUCACAUUCGUCGCUUGCAUCCAUGCCAACCCUAUUGCUGAGGUUAAAUGGAGCAAAGAUGGUGUCGUAAUCCUGCCAUCCGUAAAGAACAUCGAUAUCGUUGAAGAUCGUUUCACCGAAAACUUCCAGCUUACCAUCAAGAAGGUUGGAGUGGCCGAUGGCGGUAAAUAUACGUUGACUGCUACCAACGAGAUCGGAGAGACAGCCGCACACGCUACACUUACUGUACACACCGGAGAGCCCGUCUUCACCAAGCCCCUCCAAAAACAAACAGUCAAAGACCACGAAACCGUAACCCUCAAGGUGCGCUGCGACGGCGUGCCCAAGCCCGAAGUCCACUGGUUUAAAGACGGCCAGGAGAUCAAGAAUGAUGAGAGGCAUAAGAUCACCACGGAGGUUGGGGGGCAAGUGGAUAGCGAGCUGGAGAUUAAGGACUUUGAUUCUAGUGAUUCUGGAAAAUACAAAGUCCGCGCCGUAAGUUUGGCGGGGGAAGCGUUCUGCGAAGCUCCCAUCUCCCUCUCGCAGUCUGCGCCCGGGUUCGCACACAGACUGGAAAGACAGAAGGACGUUGAUGAAGGCGAGCCUUUGGAACUCAAAGCCAAGUUAGAUGGCAGCCCCAUUCCUACAGCCAAAUGGUUCAAAGAUGGCAUUGAGCUAUCUCCCUCCGACUCCCGCAUUAAGCAAGUCGCCUUACCCGACGGCACGGUCAAACUGACCAUCGACCAGGUGACCCCAUCAGACUGCGGAGCCUACAAACUAGUAAUCUCCAACCCUAAUGGCGACGACUCUGCACUGUGUGCUGUCGCUGUUAAUCCGACGCCCCGCAAGCCCUCAUUCAGCAAGGAGCUGGAAGACGUGAAGGCAGUAGCCGGGCAGCCCUUGAAACUGGAGGCACGCGUCAUGGCCUUCCCUGCACCCGAAGUUAAAUGGUUCAAGGAUGGUCACCCGAUCCGUCCAUCUCAAGCGAUCAACUUCAUCAACCAGCCAGGUGGCGUAAUCGGAUUGGUCGUGGACAGCUGCAAGCCUGAAGAUGCUGGAGUAUACAGCCUCACUGUCACCAAUAAGCUUGGAGACAUCAGUUCCAAGGCCAAAGUUGAGGUUGCACAAAAGGAGAAGAAGCCAGCGUUCAUUGCGGAGUUGCAACCGGCAAAGGUUAUCGAAGGCUUCCCUGUGAGAAUGGAAGUGAAAGUGCUGGGACAUCCUCCACCAACCAUCAAAUGGACCCACAACGGGAAAGAGAUCGUCCCAGACGGCACCCACAUUAAAAUCGUGUCCCAGCCGGAUGGCACCCACGCCCUGUUGAUCGACAAGGCUACCGCGGAAGAUGGCGGUGACUAUGGUGUCAUCGCUGUCAAUGAUCAGGGCGAAUCUGCCAGCAACGCGAAACUUACUGUUGCCAGCCGUCAAGACGACUCGUCCCCACAAGAGCGUCCGCAGUUCAUACACGGUCUGCGCGACGUGACCGCCGAGGAGGGCCAGCCCUUCAGCAUCAGCGCGCCCUUCGUUGGCAACCCUAUCCCUGAAGUCACCUGGAUGAAAGAUGGUGUUCCUUUGAAGCCUAGUGAGAAGAUUCAGCUCACUUGUGAUGGAAAACGAGUCGGUCUAGAGAUCUCAUCCAUGGAACUCCCCGACGCCGGCGUAUACUCCGUGAAACUCGUCAACCCCCUGGGCGAGGACACCACGCAAGGCAAGAUUGAUGUCCGCAAGGUCUACCAGCCUCCUAGGUUCUCGCAGAAGUUCACAGACUUGCAGCAGCUCCCAACCUUCGACGCGAAAUUCCCAGCGCGCGUGACAGGCGUUCCAGCCCCCGAAAUCACCUGGUACAAGAACGGAUCUCCCAUCUACGAGUCCGAGAAAUACCACAUAAAGCGAGACGGUGAUGCAUGCUGUCUCUAUGUGAGGAAUCUGGAGCUGGCUGAUUCAGGGACUUUCAAGUGUGUCGCGAAGAACAGGGAGGGAGAGGCGUCGUGUGAAGCUGCUCUUGAAGUUGUGGAUAAGAUUGGCAAGAGGCAAAAGAUUGAGCCACCAGCGUUCUUAAAGAAGAUUGGUGACUGCGAGGUAUUCCGCGGCAUGGGCGCCAAGUUCACCGCCUGCGCCACGGGCACCCCAGAUCCUGACGUCGAAUGGUUCCGUAAUGAUGAAAAGCUGUUCCCUUGCGAGCGCAUCCGUAUGGACAAGGAAACCACCGGCCUACUCCGUCUGACCAUCAGUGGUAUCGACCCCAGCGACGUGGGCACUUACAAGUGUCGUAUUUUCAACCCUCAUGGAGAGGACUCUUGUACCGCCCAGCUCUCUUAUGACACCUUGGAGCCUCGUCAGAGCAAGAAGCCCAUCUCCGACCAGUACUCAGACUUCGACAAGAUGAAGAAGACUGGCGUGCCCAUGCCGCUGGCCGACAAGCCGAUCAUCUCUCGUAUGACUGACCGAAGACUGACGUUAUCGUGGAAGCCUUCCAUCCCGCACGGACCACGGUUCCCUGUCACCUACCAGGUGGAAAUGUGCGAGCAGCCGGACGGCGACUGGUUCACCGCUCGCACCGGCCUCCGCUCCUGCGUCUGCGACAUCAGCAACCUCGAGCCCUUCCGCGACUACAAGUUCCGGAUCCGGGUCGAGAACAAAUAUGGCGUCUCUGACCCCUCACCCUACGCUAUCACCCAUCGCGCUAAACUUGAACCUGACCCACCUAAGUUCAUUCCUUAUCUUGAACCUGGCAUUGACUUCAGACCAGAAACUUCUCCAUACUUCCCUAAGGACUUUGAUAUUGAAAGACCGCCGCAUGACGGCUACGCUCAAGCACCAAGGUUCCUUAGACAAGAACAUGAUUGCCAGUAUGGUGUGAAGGGACAUAAUGUUAAUCUGUUCUGGUUCGUGUAUGGGUACCCGAAGCCGACGAUGACGUAUUACUUCAAUGAUGAGCCGAUUGAGAUUGGAGGACGGUUCGAUUGGAGCUACACGAGGAAUGGGCAGGCUACAUUGUUUAUCAACAAGAUGCUGGAACGCGACGAGGGCUAUUACGAAGCCGUAGCCACCAACGAGCACGGCCAAACCCGCCAGCGAGUCCGUCUCCAACUGGCCGAGUACCCCACCUUCAUCAAACGCCCUGAAGAGACCGUUGCACUGCAACGCCGCAGCGCCAGGAUCGAAGCUAGGGUCACUGGAGUACCUUACCCUGACAUCAAGUGGUAUAAGGACUGGCAGCCGCUCGCAGAAAGCUCUAGGAUCAAGAUGAAAUUCAUCGAGCCUGACACCACGAUCCUGGUGAUCAACGACGUGAUCCUCAAGGACGAGGGUCUGUACUCCAUAUCUGCGCGCAACGUGGCCGGCUCCGUCAGCUCGUCCGCCAUGCUGUAUGUUGAAGAGGAGGAGCAUGAAUAUUCUAACAGGAUUCGCGAGCACCCGCCCCGAAUCAAGCCGUCGACCAAACCGUUCGGAGACUUCUACGACCUUGGUGACGAGCUGGGUCGCGGCGUACAAGGCGUCGUUUACCAUGCCGCUGAGAGACUCACUGGUCGCAACUACGCCGCCAAGAUCAUGCACGGCCACUCCGCCCUGAAGCCGUUCAUGAAGAAUGAGCUCGACAUCAUGAACCAGCUCAAUGAUAACCACCUCAUCCGUCUACAUGAUGCUUAUGAGCAUGACCACACACUGGCGCUGGUGACGGAGCUGGCUGGCGGUGGCGAACUUGUUAGAGACAGACUGCUCCGCAGCACCGGUUACACGGAGAGCGACAUCGCCGGCUACAUCAGGCAGCUGCUCAGAGGACUCAAGUAUAUGCACGACAACAGCAUCGCUCAUUUGGGUCUUACGAUUGGAGAGCUACUUCUGUCUCACGUUGGUUCCGAUCAGCUGAAGAUCUGCGACUUCGGCCUCUCGCGUAAAAUCCUGUUCAACAAGCUGGCUUCGCUGGAUUACGGCUUCCCUGAAUACGUUGCACCUGAGAUCGCCAACGGCGAAGGCGUCUCAUACAACGCCGAUAUGUGGAGCACAGGCAUCAUCACCUACAUUCUGCUGAGUGGCCACUCUCCCUUCAGAGGAAUCAACGACCGUGAAACCCUCACCAGGAUUCGUGACGGGAAGUGGGACUGGCACGACGAGGAAUGGUGGUCGAGACUCAGCUCGGAAUGCCGAGACUUCAUCUCAAAGCUGCUGGUAUACCGCUGGGAGGACAGGAUGGACGUGAAUGCCGCCCUGAAUCACCCCUGGCUGACCGGAGCAGACAGGAUCCGAUCGGACGAAUACAUCAUCAGCACGGAUCGGUUGAGAAACUACUACAACUUGUACAGGGACUGGACAAGCAACGCUCAUUGCCGCAACUGGUUCAGACGUAGACCACUGAGUGGCGCCUUCGAACACCCAUCCAAGAUGGUCUACCCGCCCGGAGAGAUCUACACUCCUGAAGGCACGCCGGACCGCACGUCGCGCGACCGCGGCGGCAGCCCGUGGGACCUCAAGUUCAAGCAGUGGGAACAUCCCGACUGGGAGGUCACCGCCACUUCCGAGAGCCACUACCAGAAUGGGCCAGACACGUACCUGCUACAGCUGCGUGACGUCAGCUUCCCAGUGCGUCUACGCGAGUACAUGAAGGUCGCCUGCAACCGCUCGGUUGCGUACAAUCUCAGUGUCAACGACUCUUACGAUCCCAGGACGCCCAUCAUCCGUGAGCGCCGUCGCUUCACGGACAUCAUGGACGAGGAGAUAGACGACGAAUGCCGGGAGCGCAUCAACAACUACGGCACCGAGUCCUACACCAUCCGACGACUCCGACACGAGCUCGGCACGAGACUGGACAGCUAUGCGGAGGCCCAGGCCUUCAUGGAGUCCAAGAAGGACGGACAACUGCCGUUCUUUAGGGAGAAGCCUCAAAUCUUACCUAUCAGGGAUGGAGAACCCGCUCAGUUCUCGUGCUUCGCAGUCGGUGAUCCGAAGCCAAGCGUCCAAUGGUUCAAGAACGACAUGGUCAUCGCCGAAGGCAACCGCAUCAAGAUAGAGCAAGACGAAGAGGGACGCUCCACCAUCAAGUUCGAACCCGCCAUGCACCAUGAUAUCGGCUUCUACAAGGUUGUCGCUAGGAAUAAGGUUGGACAGACAGUCGCUAGGACAAGGAUCGUUGAAGCGACAACGCCAGAUGCCCCUGACAGUCCUACAGCAGCUGACGUUUCUGAUACCGAAGUUCUACUCCGAUGGAAGCAGCCUAAAUACGACGGAAACUCUCCAGUCAUUUGUUACGAAUUACAGUACAAAGAGGGCGACAGCAUUGAAUGGCGUGACGUAGCUUCCAACAUAGACCACGAAUUCUACGUCCUCAGAGACCUUAAACCGGACACCAGCUACCAAUUCCGUUUGUCAUCUAAAAAUAGAAUCGGCUGGAGCGACAAGGGAAUUCCGACCAACUUAGUCAAGACAAUGGAAGCUGGCGCGCCUAAAAUCGAAGUCACAAAAGCCAUGAGGCAUUUACAGCAGAUCACAGAGUCCGGACAAGAAGUUGUUCUAGAUGAAGAUAGGCCAAAGCUCAGUUACGAUACUGAGGAGAAUCCUAUCGAAUGGGAAUCCUCUGAUACCUUCACUGAACGCUACAGCUUCAUAUCUGAACUCUGGCGAGGAAAGUUCUCAAUCGUAGUCAAAGGCGUCGACAAACGCAACGACAGCGUAGUAGUCGCCAAAAUUCUAGAAUACAAACCAGAAACAGAGGUCCUAAUUAAGAGGGAAUUCGAAUGUCUAAGACGAUUAAGGCACGAAAGAAUAUCGAACCUUUUAGCCGCUUACCAAGCGCCUGGUUCGCCUGUAGCAGCUUUUAUUAUGGAGAAACUCCAAGGCGCUGAUAUCCUCACCUACUUAUCCAGUAGACACGAUUAUUCUGAACAGAUGGUUGCGACUAUAGUGACUCAGAUUCUCGACGGUCUUCAGUACUUGCACUGGAGGGGAUAUUGCCACUUGGACCUGCAGCCGGAUAACGUAGUCAUGGCGUCAGUCAGAUCCAUCCAGGUGAAAUUGAUCGAUUUUGGCUCAGCGCAUAAAGUUACGAAGCUUGGCACAAGCGUGCCGCAGGUCGGAGAUUUGGAUUACAAAGCACCUGAGAUCGUCACGGAUGAACCAGCGUACCCACAGACAGACAUCUGGUCUCUGGGUGUCCUCACAUACAUCAUGCUGUCCGGAGUCUCACCAUUCCGAGGGGUUGACGACGCGGAGACCAAACAGAACAUCGCCUUCGUGCGGUAUCGGUUUGAGCACCUAUACAAGGAGAUCACACAGGAGGCGACCAGGUUCCUGAUGUUCCUCUUCAAGAAGGUCCCACUAAAGCGACCCACGGCCGAAGAAUGCCACGAACACCGUUGGUUAACGCAGUCAGACUUCAUGAACAAGAAGCGCGAGAGAGCAGUGUUCUUAGGCAACAGGCUAAAGGAAUUUUCCGACCAAUACCACGAGAGGAAGGCCGCCGAAGCAGCUCAAGUGGACAUGUCUGCGACCGUGUCUUCGGCCUUCGGACAGGCGCGGCGGCUAAUGCGAUCCAACAGCAUCCAAGAAGAGUUGCAGACCAACUUCCAGAGCCACUAGGCCCACUAGGGCAUCAACUUAAGUCUGUACUGUUAAGGCUAGCGGUCGAAGGAAAACUUUAGUUUAGCACGACUUGACGCGAGUCGCGGGACUUCAUAUAUCAAGUCACAUGAUGUAAGAAGUUGCAUGACUUAUAGCGAGAUAUAGGAUAUACUAAAGCCGAAAAAAUUAUCUUUUAAUGCUUUAUGCGUUAGCCUUAACAGUACAAGGUUAUACGCAGGUUUAGGAACAACAUCAAAUCAAAUACUUAUGUAUGGUAUAUACCUUUACUUUAGGUAUAAAUCUAGAAAACAAGCGUUUGUUGUUGUUUUUCAGCCUCUGUGUAUUAAUUUUAUACUAUUUCAUGCCGAGAUGAAUACCCCAAAAUAUAACACCAUAGGCUGAAACGGUAAACUCAUACUCGGAGUACGAAUAAAAUUUGACAUAACCAAUUCGGACUUUUCUAAUCAGGGUUGCCAGAAAGGGGUUCAGUGAUAUUUCCAAGUGUCAUUCAUCAUCAUCAUCAUCAAAGUCUAGUCAUGAAGGAGUUUUGUUACGACAGUUUUGUUACUUUGUUAAGCUAUUUAUUGUAUACAAUUUUUACUAUUUAUUAUAUUUAAAUUUAUACUAAUUCGUAUGGUGCUCCAGUAUUAAUGUGAUUAAUAAAGAGCAUUCAUUUGC
Molecule: messenger RNA, 14861 nt
Organism: Cydia splendana
Lineage: Eukaryota; Metazoa; Arthropoda; Insecta; Lepidoptera; Tortricidae
Product: obscurin
Exons: 62
Coding region: 177-14201 (4674 amino acids)
Biological process (GO): protein phosphorylation
Molecular function (GO): guanyl-nucleotide exchange factor activity; protein binding; ATP binding
Source: RefSeq, a predicted model, not a curated record